CCUUAGCGCGGUUGCAGAGAGCUCCGCGGAAAAUCUUGCUCAACUCAGCUGUGUUGAUCGACUGACGUCGCAAUGUCCAAGCAGCCUGCCGAGUAGGCAAGGUAGCCAGCAUCAUGAAUCUGGUGGGUGGAUGAUUUGUUCGCCGAGACCACACAAGGCCACCUGAGCUAGCGAACCGGAGGCAUCCGUUAGCCGAAAGAUGGUUCGAUGCCAGAAACUACCUAAUCAGCGCACAUUGGCCGAGACUGCACUCCAAUUCAAUUGCUCAACUUACCAAGCUCUCCCCGGGCCAGCCCAUCGUUGUCGAGCUCCCGCUCCGCCAAUUGCCCGCCUCACGUCUUCCCUCGGCUCGGGAUUUUGCCUUUUUUCUCCCUCACUCCACAGAAGAACCGAAAUCAUGUCGGCCUCCCUGCUCCGCGUCGCCGCUCGCGGCCCCUCGAGCAUCCUCCGCGCCAACCUCGCCGCUGCCCGGCCGCAGCCGAUGGCCCCGCGCGCCGGUCUUGCCGUCUCCAACCUGCCGAGCAACAGCUUCAGCACAUCGAGUCGCCUGCGCUCUGAGCACCAGGAGGAAACCUUUGAGGAGUUCACGGCCCGGUACGAGAAGGAGUUUGACGGCGUUCAGGACGUUUUCGAGCUCCAGCGCAACCUGAACAACGCCUUCGCCUACGACCUCGUCCCCUCUCCCUCCGUCGUCUCUGCCGCCCUGCGUGCCGCGCGGAGAGUCAACGACUUCCCGACCGCUGUCCGGAUCUUCGAGGGCAUCAAGGCCAAGGUCGAGAACAAGGGCCAGUACCAGCAGUACCUGGACGAGCUGAAGCCCCUGCGCGAGGAGCUCGGCAUCAUGCUCAAGGAAGAACUGUACCCGGAGGAGUCCUAAGACGCCGGCUCCGCCUGCCAACGAGGAAAACAGGGCCUCCCUGACCGCGCCCGUGGGAUACCUUAGCCGUCUCUCUCCUUUCCAUGCCGGGUUGUAGAGGGCGCCGCCGAAUCAAAAGCUGUACAUGUUCUACUACUAGAUUUCUGCGCAAAGUAAGGAAGAUAUCGGGGCGGAAUCUGAAGCGCUGCGAGG
Molecule: messenger RNA, 1069 nt
Organism: Thermothielavioides terrestris NRRL 8126
Lineage: Eukaryota; Fungi; Ascomycota; Sordariomycetes; Sordariales; Chaetomiaceae
Exons: 5
Coding region: 398-877 (159 amino acids)
Biological process (GO): mitochondrial electron transport, cytochrome c to oxygen
Cellular component (GO): mitochondrial inner membrane
Source: RefSeq, a predicted model, not a curated record